Messenger RNA from Arachis stenosperma, 1456 nucleotides. Its product is annotated as histone chaperone ASF1B-like. The transcript is spliced from 4 exons. Gene Ontology annotation, biological process: DNA replication-dependent chromatin assembly. Gene Ontology annotation, cellular component: nucleus. Lineage: Eukaryota; Viridiplantae; Streptophyta; Magnoliopsida; Fabales; Fabaceae. The record is from RefSeq and is a predicted model, not a curated record. Gene Ontology annotation, molecular function: histone binding. Bases 623 to 1198 code for a protein of 191 amino acids.
AAAUUCGAUCAUCUGACCAGAUCGAAUCACUCUUUGAACUGUCCAAGCAUCAGUCCCGCUGAAAACAUAGUCGACCUGCCCAGGAUUUAGCAAAAUCGGUGAUCCGGCCGGUUUAUAUAACUCGGACCGGGUCAUGCUUUAAUUUAAAAAAAAAUUUGAAAACGACGUCGUUUUCAAUUGAGGCACCCAAUGCCCUAAUCUGAUCAGUGAUCAACCUCAAGGCCUCAACGUCUCUCUUCUCUCGAGUCCACUCACCACUGGCCCUCAGUCUCUUUCUCGUCACUCUCUCACCUCUCUCACGGCUGGUGUUGUCGCACUCAAGCUCUCGUCUCCGGUCUCGCUCACUCACUUACUGUCUCGCACUCGAGCUCGUCGUCUCGCGCUCAAGCUCGUCGUGCCGCUCUGUGUCGUCAGUCGCCGGCGGCAGAAGCAGACGGAACCGACAUCUGGUCCCUCGGCUGGUGGUCGUUGUCGUCUUCUUGCUUCGGCCGUCAGUUGGUCCCUGGGCAGAGAGUACGCCUGGCUUCAAGCUUCAAACUCCCGCCAAUAUCCAAGGGUAAAGGUAAGGGCAAGGGCAAGUUUGAAAAGUGUUUGGCAGAGUGGAAGGUUCCAGAAGAGAAGAAUGAGUGCCGUGAACAUCACCAACGUGACGGUGCUAGAUAACCCUGCUUCCUUUCUCACCCCGUUUCAGUUCGAGAUCUCCUACGAGUGUUUGACUCCUCUCAAAGAUGAUUUGGAAUGGAAGCUCAUCUAUGUUGGAUCCGCUGAGGAUGAGACCUAUGACCAAUUAUUAGAGAGUGUCCUUGUUGGUCCGGUCAAUAUUGGAAACUAUCGCUUUGUUUUACAGGCAGAUCCACCAGACCCAUCAAAGAUUCGCGAAGAAGAUAUAAUUGGUGUCACUGUGCUGCUUUUGACAUGCUCUUAUCUGGGUCAAGAAUUCAUUCGUGUUGGCUAUUAUGUGAACAAUGAUUAUGAUGAUGAGCAGCUGAGGGAGGAACCUCCACCAAAUGUCUUAGUUGACAGGGUUCAGAGGAACAUUUUAUCUGACAAACCAAGGGUCACAAAGUUCCCUAUCAAUUUCCACCCUGAGAACAAUGAAAACGAAGAGCAACCCGGUCCAGCUGAGAACCCUUCUGAAACUAGAGAAGAUCCACUUGCUGCCGGUGAUUGUGAUCCCUCAGAUGAGAAGGAUUCUUAACAUUUUGUAGUUAUACAGGCUUUUUCAGUUCCCGGAUCUCCAACUUUACAUUGACCGUGUGUGUGGAUUAAGGUGGCUUUCUAUGAAUCUCUUGUUAAUGUGAAUUAGGUUUGAAUCUUGUUGGAAGUAUACUUGUAACGUGGGGAAACCAGUUUUUGUCCAUGAAGCUUUCCAUGCGAACCCAAUUUCAUUGAUCUUCUCUAUGAUAAAUCAUAUUUUGAUUCGUAGUAUCAAAAAGGUUUCAUUAUUUUUAAGUCA